AUGACCUUCAAGGGGCCUGAGCCCUGGCUCCCUGCAUCCCUGCUAAACCAGAGCUUGAAGGCUGAGGAGAAGAUGGACCUGGAGUUCAAGGCGUUGAGCGUGGGGUUUAAUGAGGAGAGCAGAUAUACCCGACUGUCAGCUGAGAACCCCCUGCAGGUGGGCUCUGGGGCUGGGGUAUGAUGAAUGGUGAAUGAUGGUGACCCCUUCCAGGCCUGCUCAGCUGUCACUGAUGUCCUCGAGCAGCAAGAUCCUGGCCAGAGCCUCACCUCAACGGAACAAGUUUAUUUUACAUUACCCAAAGGGUUCUGCAAGAAUGACAGGCAGCACGAUGAUCAGCUGCGUGUGGAGGCACUCAAACUGGAUGGAGCCUCAGGACGUGGCCAGAAGGUAAGUGAGGCCUUCUUUCCUAUCUACCUGCGACCAGAAUGACCCCGCAGGAACCUUGAGGUACAGGAGCACGAGGACUUGUACCGCUACUGCAGCAACCUGGCUCUGCCCCGGGCCAGUGAAGAAACCACCACCUGUCACUGCGGGGGCCUGGCCUACAGUGUGGCUUUCCAUGUGCACAGGGUCCUUCAGCGCCCUGACUCAAGCCACCCUCCAGGGCCCAACCAGCCGAAACUGAUGUCACUCCCAGAGGAACCCCUGAACACCUUCCAGAGUAGGACAGCUAACACCACCAGCCACCUGGCUCCCUCUAAUAAGGAGACCGUCAUGGUCACUCUCCAUGGAGCUACCAACCUUCCCACCUGCAAUGAUGGCUCGGAGCCAUGGCCCUAUGUGGUGGUGAAAACCACAUCUGAGGAAGCCCACAGACAGAGCUCCAAGGCAGUCACCUCUGUUACCUUGGAGCCCACCAGAGCCCCCAUCUGGGGGGACUCUGUGAAAGUAGAGAUCCAAGCUGAGGAUGCAGGGCAAGAAGAUAUGGUCCUCAAGGUGGUAGACAGCAAAAAGAAAGAGGAGCUGUUGUCCUACAAAAUCCCCAUCAAGUAUUUGCGUGUCUUCCACCCCUACCACUUUGAGCUGGUGAAGCCCGCCAAGUCUGGGAAAACCAAUGAAGACAACACAGAGACCCGGCUAUAUGCAACUGUCAUUCGGAAGGGCAGCUUCAUACCCCGCUACAUCGGCUGUGACCAUACAGCUCUGGAGGUCUUACUUCACGGAAUCAACGAGCCUCUAGCCAACAACCCCAACCCCAUGGUGGUAGUUGCCCGGGUGGUUCCCAACUACAAGGAGUUUAAGGGCAACCAGGCAAGGCGGGACCCAGCCUCCAUGGGACUGCCCAUCACCCCGCUCUCCUUCCCUGUAUCAUCCGUGAUGAAUUUUGAUGUGCCUCGGGUCAGCCAGAAUGGGUGCCCUCAGCUGUCCAAGCUGGGGGGACCCCCAGAGCAGCCCUGGUGGAAUCAGUCUUUCCUCUUCCAAGGCCGAGAUGGAGCCACCAACUUCUCAGAAGACACAGCCCUGGUGCUACAAUUCUAUUCCUCCCCCUCAAUGAAAGGCAGUGAGCCUUGGACCCUUGGCCAGCCCCUGGGUGUCUCUGUGUUGCCGCUAAAGAGUCGUUUGUACCGCAAGAUGCUGACAGGGAAAGGCUUGAAUGGACUGCACGUGGAGCGGCUCCCCAUCACUGACACCAACCUGAAAACUAUAAGUGGUGAGGCCCCGACGGUAGACCUUUCCUUCCAGCUGCUCUCCUCCGAGAGACCAGAAAACUUCUUGACUCCAAACAACAGCAAGGUUCUGCCCACCCUGGACCCCAAGAUCCUAGAUGAAAAGCUGGGUACCAUCCGCGAGUCCUGGUCCAGGACCACUGUGAACUCUACAACGAACUCCAGCCCAUCCACCUCUCAGGAAGCAGAGGAGGAGUCUCAGGUGCCAGAAAUCUCCCAUGAUACAGAGAUGAGCAACUACCGGCGGGCUAUGCAGAAGAUGGCCGAGGACAUCCUGUCGCUGCGGAAACAGGUCAGCAUCCUGGAUGAGGAGAACCGCAUGCUAAGGGGUCACCUGACCCAGCAGGAGGCAGAAGAGGAGAAGACCCAAGCUGAUGAGGUCCAGAACCUGGUGUCCAUGAAGCAGAAACUGCUGCUAAGUGAGCUAGACACAAAGAAACUGAAGGACAAGGUGCAAUAUCUGCAGAAUGAACUGAUUCGGAAGAAUGACCGAGAGAAAGAGCUGCUCCUCCUGUACCAGGCUCAGCAGCCACAGGCUGUGUUGCUAAAGCAGUACCAGGACAAACUGCAGAAGAUGAAGGCACUGGAGGAGACUGUACGGCACCAGGAGAAGGUGAUCGAGAAGAUGGAGCAGGUGCUGGAGGACAGGCUACGGGAGAGAAACGAGCACCCUCCACCGAACAGGCCAACAGGGAAGAUCCACAUGGCCUUUCCUGUGCUCUCAGCCUCUGGCCCUCACCUGGGUUCCACAGGAGAGAACCAAGCUGUUGACCUUUACUCCAUGCUGCUGGCAGAAAACUCAAGGCUGAGGGCUGAGCUAGACAAGAACCGCCACCAGUCAGCCCCCAUCAUUCUGCAGCAGCAGGCCCUGCCGGAUUUCCUUGGCAGUUCUUCAGACAAGUUUAACCUCCUAGCCAAGCUGGAACGAGCUCACAGCCGGAUUCUGUCUCUGGAAAACCAGUUAGAGGACUCAGCUCGACGCUGGGGCCGAGAGAAGCAGGAUUUGGCCACACGGCUUCAGGAGCAAGAACACGGCUUUGGGCACCCCUCACACCCCAUCAUCACAGACCAGCCUGUGAGUAACCCCUCCAGCAGAGCUCCUGGGGCCUGA
Molecule: messenger RNA, 2778 nt
Organism: Castor canadensis (American beaver)
Lineage: Eukaryota; Metazoa; Chordata; Mammalia; Rodentia; Castoridae
Gene: Ccdc33
Product: coiled-coil domain containing 33
Cellular component (GO): peroxisome
Source: RefSeq, a predicted model, not a curated record